Messenger RNA from Equus quagga, 3035 nucleotides. RefSeq names its product elongator acetyltransferase complex subunit 2 (gene ELP2). The coding region runs from base 532 to 2625 and encodes 697 amino acids. NCBI's taxonomy places the organism in Eukaryota, Metazoa, Chordata, Mammalia, Perissodactyla, Equidae. Gene Ontology annotation, molecular function: protein binding. Gene Ontology annotation, cellular component: elongator holoenzyme complex. The record is from RefSeq and is a predicted model, not a curated record. The transcript has 22 exons. Gene Ontology annotation, biological process: tRNA wobble uridine modification.
AAAAGAGUUGUUAUCACCAACCUGAAUGGUCACGCUGCUCGAGUCAAUUGUGUACAGUGGAUUUGUAAACAGGAUGGUUCACUUGAAGCAUGGAGGACACAGCAGUGCUUAGGAUAAGGAUAGAGGCAGCCCGUGACUGUGGUGAGACCCCUGCCAUUGCCCACAGCUUUUAAUUGAAAGCCUGGAAACAGGGCCUGUGUUGGGGCCCAGGCUGGGAUUCAGAAGAUUUAACUUGGAGGUUUCUUCCUGCCACAGACAAACUGUUGCUCUUUUAGGCAGGACAUUGCAACUCUGUUGACUCCAGAUUGCACGUUAGUAACAUCUGAAAAGUAAAGGCUUGGACUGGAUCAGGGGACCUUUAAAGCUCCUUCUACUGAAUUAGUUUCUGGAGGAUCUGAUAAUCAAGUGAUUCACUGGGAAAUAGAGAAUAAUCAGCUUUUAAAAGCAGUCCAUCUCCAAGGCCAUGAAGGACCUGUUUAUGCAGUGCAUGCUGUUUACCAGAGGAGGGCAUCCGACGUGUUGCAUACACUGAUGGUUUCUGCAGCUUCAGAUUCUACUGUUCGAGUCUGGUCUAAAAGGGGUUUGGAAGUAACAUGCCUUCAGACCUUGAACUUUGGAAGUGGGUUCACUCUGGCUCUCUGCUUGUCUUUUUUGCCUGAUACUGAUGUACCAAUAUUAGCAUGUGGUGAUGAUGACUGCAGAAUUCACUUAUUUAUUCAACAAAAUGAUCAGUUUCAGAAAGUGCUUUUUCUCUGUGGACAUGAGGAUUGGAUAAGAGGCGUGGAGUGGGCAGCCUUUGGUAGAGAUCUUUUCCUAGCAAGCUGUUCACAAGAUUGCCUGAUACGAAUAUGGAGGCUGUAUAUAAAAUCAACAUCUUUAGAAACUCAGUAUGAUGAUAAUAUAAGACUGAAGGAAAAUACUUUCACUGUAGAAAAUGAAAGUAUUAAAAUAGAAUUUGCGAUUACUCUGGAAACUGUGCUGGCUGGUCACGAAAACUGGGUAAAUGCAGUUCAUUGGCAACCUUCAUUUUAUAAAGAUGGUGUUCUACAGCAGCCAAUGAGAUUGUUGUCUGCCUCGAUGGAUAAAACCAUGAUUCUCUGGGCUCCAGAUGAAGAGUCAGGAGUUUGGCUAGAGCAGGUUCGAGUAGGUGAAGUGGGUGGAAAUACUCUGGGAUUUUAUGAUUGCCAGUUCAAUGAAGAUGGUUCCAUGAUCAUUGCUCAUGCUUUCCAUGGAGCAUUGCACCUUUGGAAACAGAAUGCAGCUAACCCAAGAGAGUGGACUCCAGAGAUUGUCAUUUCGGGACACUUUGAUGGUGUCCAAGACCUAAUGUGGGAUCCAGAAGGAGAAUUUAUCAUCACUGUUGGUACUGACCAGACAACUCGACUUUUUGCUCCAUGGAAGAGAAAAGACCAAUCACAGGUGACUUGGCAUGAAAUUGCAAGGCCUCAGAUACAUGGAUAUGAUCUGAAAUGUUUGGCAAUGAUUAAUCGUUUUCAGUUUGUAUCUGGAGCUGAUGAAAAAGUUCUUCGAGUAUUUUCUGCACCUCGGAAUUUCGUGGAAAGUUUUUGUGCCAUUACGGGCCAAUCACUGGCUCAUGUGCUUUGUGAUCAAGAUGGUGAUCUUCCAGAAGGAGCUACCGUCCCUGCUUUGGGAUUAUCAAAUAAAGCUGUCUUUCAGGGAGAUAUAGCUUCUCAGCCUUCUGAUGGAGAGGAGCUGUUAACUAGUACUGGUUUCGAGUACCACCAGGUGGCCUUUCAACCCUCCAUACUUACUGAACCUCCCACUGAGGAUCAUCUUCUGCAGAAUACUUUGUGGCCUGAAGUUCAAAAACUAUAUGGACACGGUUAUGAAAUAUUCUGUGUUGCUUGUAGCAAUUCAAAGACUCUGCUUGCCUCAGCUUGUAAGGCAGCUAAGAAAGAGCAUGCAGCUAUCAUUCUUUGGAACACUACAUCUUGGAAACAGGUGCAGAAUUUAGUUUUCCACAGUUUGACUGUCACGCAGAUGGCCUUCUCUCCUAACGACAGGUUCUUACUAGCUGUUUCCAGAGAUCGAACCUGGUCACUGUGGAAAAGGCAGGACACGGUCUCACCUGAGUUAGACGCAGUUUUCAGUCUCUUUGCCUUCACCAACAAAGUCACUGCUGUGCACAGUCGAAUCAUUUGGUCUUGUGAUUGGAGUCCUGAUGGCAAGUAUUUCUUCACUGGGAGUCGGGACAAAAAGGUGGUUGUCUGGGGUGAGUGUGACUCCAGCGAUGACUCCAUGGAGCACAGCAUCGGCCCCUGCUCCUCUGUCCUGGACGUGGGUGGAGCUGUGACAGCUGUCAGCAUCUGCCCAGUGCUUAACCUUUCCCAACGAUACGUUGUUGCGGUAGGAUUAGAAUGUGGAAAGAUUUGUUUAUACACCUGGAGAAAGACUGACCAAGUUCCAGAAAUCAAUGACUGGACUCACUGCGUAGAAACAAGUCAAAGCCAAAGUCACACACUUGCUAUCAAAAAAUUAUGUUGGAAGAACAGUAAUGGAAAAACUGAACAGAAUGAAGCGGAAGACAUUGAAUGGUUACACUUUGCAAGUUGUGGUGAAGAUCACACUGUGAAGAUAUACAAAGUUAACAGAUGUGCACUGUAAUGGACUUAAUGACUGCAAGCAUAUAAUCGUUGGUGUCUUAAAAUAUUUAUCAUCUAAAAAGACAACCUUUCUUCACCUCAUAAUUUAACCAAGUUUCAUUUUUAAGUGUCACAGCAAUAGUACUUGUCACAGAUCCUUUAAAAUCUGAUGAAAGCUAUAGACCCUUUUCUCAAAAUUGUUGUGUAUGCACACACCCUCAGAACAUCACCCAUAUGUUCAGAGAUUCAGGGAUUCAGACCUGAAUCCAUGUGCCCCAGAUUAAGAACCUCUGUUCUUUCCUUAUGACCAAAUUUGCCUAAUUUUGUGUUAUUUUGGGCCUUCUCUUUUCAUAUGCCCCUCUUUUGGGACAUUUCAUUAUUUAUUAUCCUUUUUAAAGAGAAGACAUGGAAAAUAAAAAGAAAUAAAACCCA